AUGGCCGGCUACUCCAUACGGAAAUACGACAACGGGGAUUACCACGCUGUACGUAAACUGUUCGCCCAAGGAAUGUUAGAUUACCUUCCUGGCGCUACUUCCUACAUCUUGAAACGGCCACAAGUCUACUGCACCAUCUUGGCUUCGUCCAUCACACUUCACUUGUACUGUCGCUCCUACAUCCUGUCUCUGUUCAGCAUUGGGGCAUUCGUGGCGGCAGUUCGUGGCCUUUUAACGUUUGCAGUUCGCAUGUUUAUAAGGAAGGUUCACAAUGGAGAUCUACUAAACAUUGAAGAGUCUUAUGUCCAGAGACCCAACUCUUGCUUCUGGGUAGCUGAGUCUGGUGGUCGGAUUGUAGCGAUGGUGGGUGUCCAGCCUGAUCCAAACUCCAACACCGACAUGAUACUACGACGCUUGUCCGUGGCUGAAGACCAGCAACGCCGAGGGAUUGCCAAGGCCAUGUGCAUGAAGGUCUUUGACUUUGCUCGCCAACGGGGAUACCAGCGCGUCACCCUAGAUACAUCGACCAUUCAAGUCAACGCUCAUAAACUGUAUCAACGUAUGGGAUUCAAGACAACAAAAAUAAUACCGAGCAGAAGUCGACUAGGAAGGAUCGCAAAUAUGACUGUGGUGUACUACAGCUACGAUGUCUAG
Molecule: messenger RNA, 654 nt
Organism: Staurois parvus
Lineage: Eukaryota; Metazoa; Chordata; Amphibia; Anura; Ranidae
Source: the annotation of a GenBank genome assembly